AUGCUGCUCACGCGUGUUGUCGUGCUGAUCUUCGCGAUCUUGCUUGUGGCGUGCGGCGUGUGCGCGGCGCUGUUCCCGCUUAUGCGAAAAGAGGGGCUCAUGAUCAAAGGCCACGCCGCGGAGAAGAAGGUGUACUUAUGGUACGAAGAGACCCACUACAAGGUCGGGCUGGCCGACCACUACUACCGUACCUACCACCGCAACAGCAAGUGCGAUGGCUUCAAAACCGCUGCGGUGACCGGCGCCGCUAUCCACGUAGCUGCGUGCGGCUUGGGCGGUAUCAUCUGCCUCCUGGCCGCGGCACACAUCCACGCACGCAAGAAGUUCAACAUCUGCUGCUCCAUUAUGAUUUUCUGCCUUUUUACGUUUGCCUGCUUCGCUGUGUCAGUCGCGACAGUGGUCUUCGUCUUCAGCGCGGAUACCUGCGUGAACGACGACGCGACGCGAGUGGUGGCCCUGCGCCACCAGGGCUACAUCUUAGUGGAGGGGUUCAUGUUGCUCUGUGUAGCGGCGUUCGGCUUCUUGAUUGCUAUGUUUCUGGAGGUCUGCAGCUAG
Molecule: messenger RNA, 555 nt
Organism: Leishmania major strain Friedlin
Lineage: Eukaryota; Euglenozoa; Kinetoplastea; Trypanosomatida; Trypanosomatidae
Exons: 1
Coding region: 1-555 (184 amino acids)
Source: RefSeq, a predicted model, not a curated record